Messenger RNA from Cercospora beticola, 1460 nucleotides. RefSeq names its product tRNA A64-2'-O-ribosylphosphate transferase (gene RIT1). The record is from RefSeq and is a predicted model, not a curated record. Gene Ontology annotation, cellular component: cytoplasm. Gene Ontology annotation, molecular function: tRNA adenosine(64)-2'-O-ribosylphosphate transferase activity. NCBI's taxonomy places the organism in Eukaryota, Fungi, Ascomycota, Dothideomycetes, Mycosphaerellales, Mycosphaerellaceae. Gene Ontology annotation, biological process: charged-tRNA amino acid modification.
CUCUACAAACCAUGUCUCCGCCGCAAGUCCUCCAACAACAAGACAUCAUCUUCUCUCCUGCCUCCCAGGUCCUCAAGCAAGCGCUCUCCGACCUCAAGCGGUCGAAUCUUACUAUUCACAAUCGCCUACAAUCCAUUUAUCAAGACUCCAAAUUUGUGGUCUCCGUAUCCGAAGCUUACAAUGAUGCCCCACUCAUAGCGAACGAGCGCUGCGGGAGCUGGUAUAUUCCGCCAGACCGGAAACGAGGGAGCGUGUACUUCAAAAGUACAGACGGGCACUUUGGGCAGUGGGCAUUCAGUCUGAGAAGACUGAAUUUCACACUGUUUGAUUAUUUGCAAAGUUCUGCAGAUGACGCCCAGCGUGCUCACGGCUACAAUGCUGAGGACAAUCGAAGUAGUGGGGCGACCGAGGCGAGAGGAGGUUGUGUGGUCAUAAUUGACUCCACACGAAGAGGCAAAAGUAUGUCGGAUGCCAUGAGUAAGACUGUGCCGCUCUGGGCUUGUGUCUGGAAUCGUAUACUGUUCCCCGACCACAGAAAUGGAGAAGACCUGGAGUUGCACACGCCGAGUGACGUUGUGAGCGAGAGUGAGCAUGCACAGAUUGAGAGCCGUGUGCAAGGCUGGGUGGAAGACGCCAAGCGUUUGGCUCUCGAUCUGGAAGGGCUGAGGAACAAAUUGAACGGAAGACCGAUAAGACUUUCCUGGCAAAGACCUGGAGACGAGAUGCCCAAUCAAGAAGAUCUGAGCAGAGCAAGGGAAGCGAAUUUGAUCGUACUUUGCACGGCGUCAAACCAAACAAGUAACGAGACCUCUGCGACAUCCGAUUACGUCCAAGGCGCAGCAGAUGAUCCCGAAAGUUGGUCCUUGGGACUGAACGCUACAAUGUUCUGGAGAUGUAGGGAACAGUUGAUCGCAGCCUCGGAAGAUGAGUUGCCACAGCUUAUUGGCGAGAUCGUGGCCGACGCUCGGAAGGACAUCGACAGAGCAGCCCCUAGGCCCAUCAGGCCAACUUGUAACCUCUACGUCGGGACGAAUACAGCUGCUGAAGUAAUAAGACCGGGCGACUUCGAUUUCGUGAUCUCAUGCACGACUAAGCCAGAUGAAUCCCUGGUCAAGGCAAUGAAAGACCGAUACAUUGUCCUUAGCUUACCAGAAGGUAAGAAUGGCAGCCGAAUGCUUCGUACGGAGCUGCUCAAGCUGGAAAUGCUCUUGUCAACACUGGACAGCAACACGAAAGUACUGGUCACUUGCCAUACCGGCAAGGAUCUUUCUGUGGGGGUGGCUCUCGCACUGCUGUGCAAGUGCUUCGACGACAGCGGGCUCUUCAAGCAAAGUUCGGACAAAAUUUCAGUGAACAAGAACUUGAUUAAGCAAAGAUUGAGCUGGAUUGUGAUCUCUAUUCCAGAUGCGAGUCCCAGUCGGGCAACUCUGCAAAGCGUCAACUCCUGGCUAAUGGGAUGA